GAAAAAAAACCCAGAGAUUCAGAUGCACGAAAAAAAUGGUGCAAUUGUUCUCACCCAGAAUCCGCACUACAAUCAAGAAAUCCAGGCUCCUUUUCGCCUCCAUUAAAUCCCAGCAAUAUUGCCACACCCCACCACCACACACCGAAGCUACAGCUGAAGAAAUCAUCAGAGUUUUGUCGAAGCACAACAACUGGCAAUUCCUAUUGGAAUCUUCGCAUAUUCCGACGAAACUCAGCUCCGAUGUGGUCCAAUCAGUUCUUCAAAGAUCCCAUUUCUCCACGCACCCAAUGCGCCUCCUCGAUUUCUUCAACUGGUCGAAUCAGCAUCUGGGUACCCCUCAAACCCUCGAUUCCUUUUCGAUUCUCGCUUUUGUUCUGUGCGGCUCCAAUCUCUACGCGCCCGCAAUCAAUGUGUUGGGCAGAAUGGUUGAUGCCCGUGUUUCGGUUUCCGAUGUUUUGAACUCGAUGAAUUCGAUUGUUUACAGCGGGGGCCCGAGGUUUCGAUCGAGGCCCGUUGCGUUUGAGCUUUUGAUUGAUGUGUAUAGGAAGAGGGCAAUGUGGAAUGAGUGCGUUUGUGUGUUUUUGGGUGUUAAAGAUUGCGACUUUAGGAUCAGUUUGCUGUGCUGCAACUCUCUGUUGAAGGACUUGUUGAGGUGCAACCGGAUGGAGUUGUUUUGGAAGGUUUAUGGGGAAAUGUCGGCCAAGAAAAUCGAGUCCGAUGCGUAUACUUACGUGAGUGUUAUCACAGCUCAUUGUAGGGCUGGGAAUGUGAAGGAGGCGAAAAGGGUUCUUUCGGAAAUGGGAGAGCGCGGCUGCGAACCGAACGUGAUUGCUUAUAAUGUUGUUGUUAGAGGGUUGUGUGGGAUUGGAGAUUUCGAUGAGGCGUUGGAGCUGAAAACGACAAUGGCUGAGAAGGGCUUGGUUCCCGAUAAUUACACUUACGCGAUAUUCAUUGACGGGUUUUGCCAGCACAAGAGAACUUCUGAGGCGAAGUUGAUUUUGGAACAGAUGUGUGAAAGAGGCUUGAACCCGGAUCAUAAUAUUUACACCGCGUUGAUUAAUGGGUUCAUGAAAGAGGGAGAUGUGGAUGGAGCUUUCGAAAUCAAGAAUACGAUGGUUGCUCGUGGAAUUAAGUUGAAUUUGGUGACGUAUAAUGCUAUUUUACACGGUCUCUGCAAAGCUGGUGAAAUGGAGAGGGCAGUGAACUUAAUAAAUGAAAUGAUCGAAAUGGGGAUAAAACCCGAAAUCCAGACUUACAAUUAUUUGAUCGAGGCUUAUAGUAAAGAGGGUACUGUGGACAAGGUUUCUGAGGUGCUCGUUUGGAUGAAUGAAAGAAACUUGCCACCUUCGGCGUACACAUUUAGUGCUAUAAUUAACGAGUUGAGCCGAACCGGAGAUCUCGAAAAAUCCAAUCUUUUAUUGGAGAAUAUGUCUGCAAGAGGUAUCGCACCAAGUGUUGCUAUCUACACGACGAUCGUAAAAGGUUACGUGAAAGAAGCUAAAUUCGAAGAGGCUAUGGCGAUUUUGGACGGUAUGUGGGAGAAAGGCAUUUCGCCCGACGUUUUCUGCUAUAACUCUGUAAUUAUGGGUCUUAGCAAGUUAAGAAGAAUGGAAGAGGCAAGAACUUGUUUCGUUGAAAUGCGAAAGAAGGGAUUAAUACCAAAUUCCUACACAUUUGGAGGAUUGAUAAACGGAUACAUUGAGAUCGGUAAUAUGGAGUUUGCUGAAAGUUAUUUCAUGGAGAUGCUCGAUCAAGGUAUAGCUCCCGAUUUAUACAAUUAUACGUCUAUAAUUGACGGCCUCUGCAAAAACGGGAACUUGACAGAGGCGUUUUCGAUAUUCAACCGCAUGCUAGAACAGAAUUUACUCCCGAAUGUGCAUAUCUAUAGUGUACUUAUAAUCAGCCUUUCCAAGAACGGGAAAUUGGUCGAAGCAAUGAGAAUUUUCUCGAAAUUCUCCGACACGGGUUUGGUGGCCGAUGUUUAUACUUACACUUCGCUCGUUUCUGGUUUUUGUAAGCAAGGUAGUAUGGUAGAGGCUUUUAGGAUUCACGAUGAAAUGUCCAAAAAGGGUAUAAAUCCAAAUAUCGUAACUUAUAAUGCCUUGAUUGGUGGAUUCUUUAAAUCGGGCGAGAUAGAGAGAGCUAAGGAGUUGUUUGGUGGAUUAUCUGACAAAGGUUUGAUGCCAAAUAAGGUUACGUACGCCACUAUGAUAGACGGGUUUUGCAAGGCGGAAAAUUUGGAAGAAGCGUUUGGUUUGUUGGAAGAGAUGUCAUCUAAGGGGGUCCCGCCCGAUGUUUUUGUCUACAAUUCACUUGUCAAUGGAUGCUGUAAGAAAGGAGAUAUGGAGAGGGCUUUGUCUUUAUUCGACGGUAUGGUGGAGAAGGGUAUUGCUUCGAUACACACGUUCAACACAAUGAUUGACGGGUUUUGCAAGUCGGGGAAUUUGAGCAGGGCGGUUGACUUGGUCAAGGAAAUGGUCGAUAGGCAAAUCAUGCCAAAUCACGUGACGUUCACGAUCGUAAUCAAUCACUACAGCAAG
This is a messenger RNA of Erythranthe guttata (spotted monkey flower), 2540 nucleotides long. NCBI's taxonomy places the organism in Eukaryota, Viridiplantae, Streptophyta, Magnoliopsida, Lamiales, Phrymaceae. The record is from RefSeq and is a predicted model, not a curated record.